AUGCCAGCCUGCGAGCACGGUCACAAGCAUCCGCCAUGGCCCAAGUUCGGGCCGCUGGUCAUCUGCCCAGGUGAGCGCAAGUGUAGAUAUUGCGAAUGGCAGACUUCCGAUCGUGAAGGCGCUCCUGCAGACGCGAAGAUGGACAAUGGGGCUGCCCAAGUCCUUAGGAAGCACGUGUACCAUGAGCAUACUGAUGGUGGAAAGGAAGAUAGAUCUGGGGUGGAGGUCAUGCUAUAUCGGCCAGGACAGAAGAAAACGAAAGGAGAGUCGAUGGGACGGUUUGCAGGUGGCGAGACAGAUGACGAGGACGAGAUCAAUGGUCUCAGCGAGGAUGAUUCGAGCCUCGAAGACCACGCAAUGGAAUCCAAGUGUGCCACCGAGAACGACGUCAAUCCAAAGCCAUCACUGAUGAUCAGACUCAAAGUCGCAGCGAAGGCUCAACUGAGCAAUAUCGACACACAGAAGGCACAGGAGCUACUUAGAUCGUGA
Recurvomyces mirabilis is the source of this 489-nucleotide messenger RNA. RefSeq lists its product as uncharacterized. Lineage: Eukaryota; Fungi; Ascomycota; Dothideomycetes; Mycosphaerellales; Teratosphaeriaceae. The transcript has 2 exons. The record is from RefSeq and is a predicted model, not a curated record. The coding region runs from base 1 to 489 and encodes 162 amino acids.